AUGCCGAAGUUUCCUUAUUAUCUCAGGACGAUUACAUUGUCGGUCGAUAUUGACAAAACAGCCCAUCAACUCAUAUCACUUUUAGAGAAAGUAUGCAAAUAUCAAGAUAAAUGGUAUCAACCUGCUAUAUUGAAGCAAAUGAUAACAAGAUAUUAUCGAUUUAUGCAAUUAAAGGCCAUUUAUUUUCCCAAUGUUUUGCUGAUUCCUACGCUUGAUAUUGAAAUCAUUUGGCAAACACAUUUACUUCGACCGGAAAUGUAUCGAGCGGAUUGUCUACGUUUAUUUCGUCAGGUGGUCGAUCAUUCAUUGUUGGCAACAGAUAUUGAACAAUUUUUAAAAGAACAAGCAUUUAUAGAGACAUGCCAUUUUUAUGAAGAACGAUUUGGUGAAAAAUAUUGUCAAUUGCCAUCAAAUAAACAUGGUCGGAAGUCAACCUCGAAUGAUUCAGAUGAUGAGGACGAGUUAAACAAUCAGUCCAAAAACGCUUAUUCGUAUUGGGAUGAAACAUUUUUCGAAUUUUCAUCGAAUCCACCAAAACAAUAUGAAAAUCCUUUUUCAUUUACUGAAGCCGAAAUCAUUCUUGAUGGCCAUUGGCUUGAUUUAUGUAAAACAUUUAUGUAUGAUUCAGUGCAACAAGUUCGUAUUUCUGGCUACUAUGACAGAUCACGCGACUUUAUUGAUCUUGAAACUGGACCUAUGAAACGUUUAAAAAAAUCUUACGAACGAUUUUUAUAUAUGUCAGCGAAGCAUCCUUUGAAAGAUAGCAAGGAUUUUGUGCCACCGACAUAUGCGAUAGACAUCAUGUGGCAUGCGCAUAUGCAAGAACCGUUGAAAUAUGAAGCUGAUUGUCUUCGAUUUGUUGGCUAUGUUAUUCAUCAUUCGCCAUGGCCGAUCAUUGAUGACAAAAAAAUGAAGAAAAAGAGCAACAGAACGGAUGAAAUGUGGAAAGAAGAAUUUCAAAGUGAAAUUUCAACCGAUCAUCUCUAUAAUACUAUUAAAGAACCAUUUGAUUGGGAAAAUUGA
Rotaria socialis is the source of this 1023-nucleotide messenger RNA. NCBI's taxonomy places the organism in Eukaryota, Metazoa, Rotifera, Eurotatoria, Philodinida, Philodinidae. The record is from the annotation of a GenBank genome assembly.